AUGUCUGAAAGGACUUCAAGAACACCUCUGAGAACCAGGAACCAUGCUGGUAACGAGGGCCCAGAGCGGCCCCCAGCAACAUUUUCCACCAGCACUUUAUCGUUGCCUUCACCUCAGCUAAAGCCUCGUGGGAAGCUCAGAAAGCACAAGUCAAGACCACACAUUCGCCGUGGGCAGCUGGGACCACUGAAGUUGGUUUUUUCUGUGGAUGACGAUAUAUACGAUGAAAUCGACGACGAAGACGACUCCAUUUCUCCCCAGGACAAGCGAUACCUCGAAGGCUAUCAUGAUGCGAUCAAGAAGUUGUAUUCACGUAAGAAGUCCCUAGAUGAACAGUCGCCAGAGAUGUCUGUUACAAUCCCAAGACAAAACAGCCUGUCUCUGACGGGAGCUGCUACUCCCCUUGUUGCCACAGUGACAUCUGCAGAUUCUGCGGAGGGACCACAAGAAUUACCCGAUUUAAACGAGGAGGACUUUGAAGGUGUUGACGUUAACGAUGACGAUGCUACCUCUCAGCGCUCGUCUUCGUCUUCUCAAACAGUAGGGUCAUUGAACUUAAAAGAUAGACAGGAUGCAAUCAAUUCUACUCACCCCUUCGGUAUCAAGAUUUGGAAACCUUCCAUCUAUAAAAAAAACCGUUCUGUUGCUGCUCGUGCAGACGAGGAUAUUCACGAUUUCGACCCCAAAAAACCUGCUGGAAAGAUAUACUGGGGUGUUCAUGUUUCCAACAUGCUCUGGAGCCUAACUUUUGGGGUGGUCUUGUACCUACUUUGCAUGUUAGGAGCGGUGAUAGUGUUCGUCCUUUCGGGGUUCGCAUGGCACAAGCACUCACGGCCGUAUGUGAGGUGUCUUCUCAAGUUAGGGCGCUAUUGGCUCUAUCCGUUUGGCAAGUUUGUCUUGCUCAACAAAGACAAGAACUACCUCGAAGAAGAUGAACUCGAUGGGCGUUCCAUCUACGAAUUCCACAAGUGGCGUCAACAGGAAGAGGGCCGUUUGUUUUUCGCUCCUCCAAGAAGAUUGACAGGCAGUGGCCAAGAGGGAAAGCCACUUCUAAAAGAUCACAAAGGUAGACCUUGGCAGGCAGCAUACUCCUCUUUGGGAGACGAGUCAACUUCUAACGAUGCCCAGAACAACAAUGACGCGUCUCAAGUUGAUGAAAGUGCCAUUGAUGAUGAUAAUGAUCGGGAUGAAGAAAACGAUGACUCUUCGGGAGAGACCGAGCCAAUUGACAUAAAAAGACGUCUUUUUGGCAGAGGCGCCUGGUCUUCGGGAAGAUUUAUGUUCUAUGUGUUCUUUUACGGUAUCAUGCAGCCGAUAUUAUACAUCAUAUCUUUGUUGUCGUGGCUUUUUGUCUUCACUAUACCCAUAGCGAAUCUUACCAUGAUAAUGUGCGACCAUUUGAGAAGAAGACCCUUGGCUUUGCAUUAUGAAAAGGAGCUGACGUACUACAAGAAAGUCAAAGAUCCUGAGACAAAGGAUUUCUUUAAGAACCAGUCAAUCAUCCUCUGUACUUACAGAAGUUGUGGUUUGCAUUACUACAAGUACACCAUUGAUGGUACCAAUAUAUUUUUCAUAAACUUAUUGGCUGUUGUCGUCUUUGUCAUCCUUGAUUUUUUCUUGCUUAAGGAAACGUUCCACUGGGAUAAAUGGUACACCAAUUCAUCAUUCUUAUUCUGCAUGUGCUUAUUCUCCAUCAUCCCCUUAGCAUACUUCAUUGGUCAAGCUGUUGCCUCCAUCUCUGCCCAGUCAUCCAUGGGUGUUGGUGCUGUUAUCAACGCCUUCUUCUCGACGAUUGUGGAGAUCUUUUUGUAUUGCGUUGCGCUCAAUCAAGGAAAGGGUAAGUUAGUAGAGGGAUCAAUGAUUGGAUCGAUUUUGGCUGGUGUUCUCCUCUUGCCAGGAUUAUCCAUGUGCGGUGGCGCUAUUAAAAGAAAGACUCAAAGGUAUAAUCCUCGUUCAGCCGGAGUUUCUUCGACGAUGCUUCUAUAUGCCAUGGUCACCAUGUUCACUCCAUCUCUAUUCUACCAAAUGUACGGCUCAUAUGAGAUACGGUGCAAGAAAUGUGAGUUUGGGGUCAUGAAAGCGGGGCCCGACGAUUGCACCAAAUGUCGCUUCAUUCAACCAAGCUUUGCUCUCGAUAAGCUAUACUAUACCGUACUCCGUCCAUUCUCAGUAUUGGUGGCUUGUGCUUUGUUUCUUGCUUAUGUAUGUGGAUUAUUCUUCACGUUGAGAACUCAUGCUUCCCUCAUCUGGGCCACGAACUCACAUGAACCUCACAUAGGCAAGAAGGAUGAAGAGGCCUUGAGGUCUCCAAGUAUCGUGAGCUUGGACACUGCAGUGAAUAACAAGAACGCCAGUCAUGCAGAAACUCAUUUACCACAAGCGGCUUCGAGGGCUAAUGGGGCUGCCGCAGAUCCAAAUCUGAAAGUAAAGUUUACGAAGGACUCUCAUCCAGCAAGGGAGGCUGCAAGAGAGGCUUCGAAAGAAACAGUUCACGAUGAAGAAGGUGGCGGCGGGCAUGAUGCCCCAAACUGGUCCAGAAAUAAAUCCACUGUAAUUUUACUUGGUGCUACCUUGCUUUAUGCCGUGAUUGCUGAGAUUCUUGUGGACAAUGUCGACGAGGUUCUUGAAAGCUAUCCCAUCAAUCCUAAGUUUUUGGGUCUUACGGUGUUUGCUUUAGUUCCAAAUACGACCGAAUUUGUGAACGCCAUCUCGUUCGCUAUCGGCGGGAACGUGGCGUUGUCAAUGGAAAUUGGUAGUGCUUAUGCAUUGCAAGUUGUAUUGAUCCAAAUCCCUUGUUUGGUGAUCUAUUCUAUCGUGAAACAGUUCACCAAUGUCGAGAUGAUAUUCUCCUUGAUAUUCCCCAGGUGGGACAUCAUGGCCACUCUCAUCUCCAUAUAUCUCUUCACCUAUAUUUAUGCCGAAGGCAAAUCGAACUACUUCAAGGGUGUCAUUUUGUGCUUGAUUUACAGCGUUGUGCUAGUUGGAUUUUUUCUUGAUGACAAAAUUGAAGAGCUUGAUGAUGGCUACAGAGGCACUCACCCAUCAAAAGGUCACAGUUCGCCUAGCGCCUACAAUUUCAGUUUUUAA
This is a messenger RNA of Candidozyma auris, 3087 nucleotides long. RefSeq lists its product as uncharacterized. Gene Ontology annotation, cellular component: membrane; endomembrane system. Gene Ontology annotation, biological process: calcium ion transmembrane transport; intracellular calcium ion homeostasis. The transcript has a single exon. The coding region runs from base 1 to 3087 and encodes 1028 amino acids. Gene Ontology annotation, molecular function: calcium:proton antiporter activity. Lineage: Eukaryota; Fungi; Ascomycota; Pichiomycetes; Serinales; Metschnikowiaceae. The record is from RefSeq and is a predicted model, not a curated record.